Molecule: messenger RNA, 330 nt
Organism: Dicrocoelium dendriticum
Lineage: Eukaryota; Metazoa; Platyhelminthes; Trematoda; Plagiorchiida; Dicrocoeliidae
Source: the annotation of a GenBank genome assembly
AUGGCAGGGCCUUAUUACAUGCCUAUUGCCUGGAUGUCAACUCAUGUUUCAGCAGACAAAAAUACCGUGGACCGACUACAAACAACGGUUUUACAAUUGCGAAAGCAACUGCCUUUUUGGGCAUCCAUUGCUGGCGCUAUCACAGGAACCCUCACCGUCAUUUUGCUUUUGGCCAUAGCAUUGCACGUUUGGUGGAUGAGGUCCCAACCCACUGCCGUGCUAUUCAACGAGUGCAGUCCUGAGAAUGAGAACACUUUCUGCAAAUUCAAAACGUCAGUCUGUUUCCGGCGCCUGACAUCAGUGAUCUCGGAGCAGUCGCUGGAGGAGUAG